AUGCUAAAGAAAGAAGCCGGUUAUGAUGAUACCAAUCACAAGUUUGAUAAACUUAAAAAUAAUGAUACAGAUUUUGUUGAUGAUGAUGAGAAUGAAAAGCCCCAAGUAGUUGUUUUGCAAGCUGGUGAUUUGACUGCAGAAGAAGUUGAAGUUGAGAAUCAAAAAUUGGAGAAAGAAAAAAAUGAGACUAAAGCAGACCUUAACCAAAGGAUG
Molecule: messenger RNA, 213 nt
Organism: Iphiclides podalirius (scarce swallowtail)
Lineage: Eukaryota; Metazoa; Arthropoda; Insecta; Lepidoptera; Papilionidae
Source: the annotation of a GenBank genome assembly